AUGUAAAAUCAAUAAUUUGGUAGCGAUGCAAAAGCAUACAAAGAAUAAGCACAGUAGAGAAAACAAUAAAAAAUUGAAAAGCUUUGGAAUGAAAUUAAUAACAACCCAGAAUUAAGGCCACAAUUUCUUUAAUUGAAAAAAAAAAUAACGACUUCGCAUAACAAAAGAGAAGAGACAACUGGGAUGAUUAUGAGUAUGAAAGAAGAAUAUAAUUAAUUAAAGGCUGAUAUCAAAGAGUUUCUGAAAAAAUAAAACAAAAUAAAAUCAGUCAACAAUCCUGCUAAUAAUAAAUGA
This is a messenger RNA of Paramecium tetraurelia, 294 nucleotides long. RefSeq lists its product as uncharacterized. NCBI's taxonomy places the organism in Eukaryota, Ciliophora, Oligohymenophorea, Peniculida, Parameciidae. The record is from RefSeq and is a predicted model, not a curated record. The transcript has 2 exons.